AUCUGGAGGCUGUUUGGUGUGUGUGAGAUGGUUAAAAUUGUGUAAUAAUGUCGGAGAUGUUACUGAAGGAGAUGGAAGAAGUGUCUCUCGGUCAGUUGAAGGAAGAAGAGAAGGAGAGCGGAAGGAGUUUUCUCCUUAUCGAUGAAAAUGAAACCCUGCAGGUGGAAAAGGAAAACCACUUCCUGAGGAAACUGGGCUGCAGCGCAGCAGAAGGAGUCAAGGUGCUCUCGAUCUUCGGCAACACGGGCGAUGGCAAAUCGCACACGCUGAACCACGUGCUGUUUGACGGCGAGGAAGUGUUCGCGACCUCUCCCUCUCCGGCUUCGUGUACCGUUGGAGUGUGGGCCGCGCACGAGCCUCGUCUGGGCCUGAUCGUGCUGGACACAGAGGGUCUGCUCGGCGCCUCCACAAACCAGAACCAGAGAAUGCGCCUGCUGUUAAAAGUCCUGGUUGUGUCUGACGUGGCCGUGUACCGCACGCGGGCCGAGCGUCUGCACAACGACAUGUUCCAUUUCUUAGGCAGCGCUUCAGCCGCGUACCUGAAGUACUUCACGCCUCAGCUGCGUGCUCUGUCCAACCGCUGUGGGCUCGAUGUGCCGCUCUCUAACCUCGGGCCGGCGGUGGUGGUGUUCCAGGAGACCUCGCGCACUCAGCUGCUGGGUCACGACACCACAGUGCCGGCGGAUAUCCUGCUUCAGAAACGUUUCCAUGACCUGAGCCUGAGCACAGAAGCCUUCAGCUCCAUGCAGUAUGUCGGCACGCAGACCAUCACACCUCCAACGGACUUCUCUCAGCUCAGGGACACCAUCACGAAGCAGGUGAAGAGCAUGGCGUCACGAGCCCCACGCCAGCCAGACAUCGUCUUCAGCGCCCUGCAGGCCUUGAGUGAUCGGUUCCGCGGAGAAAUCUCUGAUGACAAAAUUAGCAUGUACUCCUUCUUCCCUGACGAGUAUUUCACCUGCCCUUCUGUCUGCCUCAGCUGCAACAUUCGCUGUAAGAAUGGCAUGAACCACCAGAAGGACCGAAUGCCACAUAUGGUGGAUGGAUUGUGCCAGUACACUCAUCAGUACAACAACAAGGUUAUUAUAUGCAAGAAAUGCUAUGAAGGUGGAAGGGAAGUGAUUGUCGUGCCCAAGACCUCCGCUUCCUCUGAUAACCCGUGGUUUGGUCUGGCGAAGUACGCCUGGUCCGGGUGA
Messenger RNA from Neoarius graeffei (lesser salmon catfish), 1196 nucleotides. RefSeq names its product zinc finger FYVE domain-containing protein 1-like. NCBI's taxonomy places the organism in Eukaryota, Metazoa, Chordata, Actinopteri, Siluriformes, Ariidae. Gene Ontology annotation, molecular function: GTP binding; GTPase activity. The record is from RefSeq and is a predicted model, not a curated record. The transcript has 6 exons. The coding region runs from base 48 to 1196 and encodes 382 amino acids.